Molecule: messenger RNA, 3992 nt
Organism: Tribolium castaneum (red flour beetle)
Lineage: Eukaryota; Metazoa; Arthropoda; Insecta; Coleoptera; Tenebrionidae
Product: probable multidrug resistance-associated protein lethal(2)03659
Exons: 9
Coding region: 109-3936 (1275 amino acids)
Biological process (GO): transmembrane transport
Cellular component (GO): membrane
Molecular function (GO): ATP binding; ATP hydrolysis activity; ABC-type transporter activity
Source: RefSeq, a predicted model, not a curated record
UUCAAUAAUAAAAAAUUAUAAAAUGAAAUCUCACGUUUCGUUAAUCUCGAGUGUGAUUGUGCAAGCUGACAUAAAUAUUCAAUUUUCAAAUUUAAAUCACCGCGCAAAAUGGAAAGCACCGAAAAAACCAUCGAUGGGUGCAAGAAGAAGACACACCCGCACAAAAAAGCCAACAUUAUUUCAAAACUAUUCUUCUGCUGGCCCUUGCCAUUGUUCGUCAAAGGCUUCAGGAAAGACCUCACCGAGGACGACCUAUACGGCACUUUGAAAGCACACAAGUCCAACCUUUUGGGCGACAAACUCGAAAAGAAAUGGAUCAAGGAGACGAAUAAUCACAGAAACCCGUCCUUGUGGCGAGUUUUAUUCCAAGUGUAUGGGCUUGAAACCAUACUCUAUGGAGUUGUUUUACUCAUCCAGGAAUUAAUCGUAAAAAUGGCUCAUCCGAUGCUAAUAGGCGGGCUUAUGGCCUAUUACGACCCCAACCAAGUGGAGAUCACCAAACAGAUGGCCUAUUUGUACUCUGCUGGGAUCAUUGGAAUAUCAUUCUUGAACAUAAUGAUCAUGCAUUCGUAUUUCUUUGGCUUGCAACAGCUCGGGAUGAAAAUCCGGGUCUCUUGCUGUUCCCUCCUUUACCGGAAGGCUCUCAGACUGAGUAAAAGCAGUCUGAUUGAUACAACAAUAGGACAGACUGUUAAUCUCAUGUCCAAUGAUGUGAACCGGUUCGAUUUCCUGAUAAUGCACAUACACCACUUGGUGAUAGCACCACUGGAAGCCCUGGUUGUGAUUUACCUGCUCUACACCACUGUCCAUCCGGCAGCGCUUGCAGGAGCGGGCCUUAUGGUCAUUUUUGUGCCUUUGCAACUGUAUUUGGGCAAACGCACGUCCUUCUACCGGUACAGAACGGCGAUAAAAACCGACCAAAGAGUGAGACUUAUGAACGAAAUCAUCACCGGAAUACAAGUCAUCAAAAUGUACACGUGGGAAAAACCGUUCGCCAAACUGGUCGAAAUGGCCCGAAAAUUGGAAAUCCACCAAAUCCGGGCCAGCUCCUACCUCAAAGCGAUCAACGUCUCAUUUAUCAUUUUCCUGAACCGGACUUCCAUCUACCUCUGCAUUCUAACAUACGUUCUGACCGGUAACUCGCUAAAUGCCGGUUACGUCUACGUUGUUACGUCCUACUACGGCAUUUUGCGACAAUCCCUGACCAUGUUUCUGCCCCGAGGGAUCACACUUCUGGCCGAAACCAACGUUUCGGUGAAACGAAUCCAGAAAUUCCUGUCGUACGAUGAGAUCAAGCCCCAGGUGAAUCACCCAGACCCCGAGAAACCCAUCGGCGUUUACAUGGAGGACAUCAGCGUCAGAUGGUCACCAACCACACCGGACUUCACCCUCAGCGGAGUCAACUUCAGUGUGGGUCCCCAGCAUCUGGUGGGUGUCGUGGGGCCUGUGGGGAGUGGCAAAACCACCCUCUUGCACGUUAUCCUGAAGGAAAUCGCUUUGGCGAAGGGCAAUCUGGAGAUAAGUGGUCGCAUCUCGUAUGCUGCGCAGGAACCGUGGCUUUUCGCAGCCAGUAUCCGGCAGAACAUCCUUUUCGGCGAGAAAAUGGACCGGGAGAAGUACCAACAAGUGGUGAAAGUGUGCGCGCUGGAGCGGGACUUUUCCAUGUUUCCUUACGGGGACCACACGAUUGUGGGGGAGCGUGGUGUUAUGUUAAGUGGCGGCCAGAAGGCGCGGAUCAAUUUGGCGAGGGCGGUUUACAAAGACGCUGAUAUUUACCUGCUUGAUGAUCCGCUCUCGGCGGUGGACACGCACGUGGGGAAGAGGCUCUUCGAGGAUUGCAUCUCGGGUUAUCUAAGGGAGAAGUGCACGGUUUUGGUCACACACCAGCUGCAGUACCUCCGCAAUGUGGACAGGAUCUACUUGCUUGAAGGCGGUGCCAUCACAGCGAGUGGCACCUUCUCAGAAUUGCAAAACUCCGACUCAGAGUUCGUCAAGUUGUUGGAGAAGCUGGUCACUGAUGAAGACAAGCACGACAAGCAGGAGGAAACCAGCCAGAAGCUCAAAGCUUUCAAAAGCUUCGAUAAGGAGAAGCCGAGCGAAGUUAAGGAGCACCGCAGUGUUGGCACCCUCUCGAAGCGAAUCUACUUUUGUUACUUGAAAGCAGCGGGGAAUUACUGCUUGUCGGUGUGCAUUUUGUUGUUGUUCGUUUUCGCGCAAAUGGCGGCAAGUGGGACGGAUGUGUUCGUCACGUUUUGGGUCAAUCUGGAGCAGGACAGGUCGAGCAACGUGACGAAUGUGGUUUCUGCGUUUUUUACACCCGAUAACUGCAUUUAUAUACACUCUUCGUUUAUAGUUUUUCUCAUUGUUGUAACUAUAACGCGCUCUUUAAGCUUCUUCAAAGUGUGCAUGAGGGCUUCCAGAAAUUUGCAUAAUAACAUGUUUUUGAGCAUUGUGCAUGCGACGAUGAGGUUUUUCAAUACUAAUCCCUCGGGAAGGAUUUUGAACAGGUUUUCCAAGGAUAUGGGGUCCAUUGACGAGACGCUUCCACAGUCAAUUACCGACACUUUACAGGUCGGUUUGAACGUGUUUUCGAUCACAAUCGUCUUGUCGACAAUCAAUCCAUGGAUUAUCAUCCCGACUGUCAUCAUUUUCGCGGUGUUUUACAUGUUUAAAGUCAUAUUUUUGGCCACAAGCAGGAACUUAAAGCGAAUGGAAGGAACAACUCGAAGUCCGGUUUUCUCUCACCUAUCUCAAUCACUACAAGGCCUGUCAACAAUCCGAGCUUUCAACGCCCAAGAAACCCUUCGAUUAGAAUUCGACAAUCACCAAGACCUUCACAGCUCCACAUAUCACAUGUUUAUCGCCACCAGUCGAACAUUUGCAUUUUGGUUGGACAUCAACUGCAUUUUGUACAUCAGUAUCGUAAUCCUUAGUUUUCUCUUCAUCGGUGUUGAGUCAUACGGUGGAAACGUCGGUUUGGCAAUAACCCAAUCAAUCACACUGACCGGAAUGUUGCAAUGGGGCAUGAGACAGUGGAGCGAGCUCGAAAACCAAAUGACUUCGGUGGAACGAGUGAUCGAAUACACCGAACUUGAGCAAGAAUCGGACGAAAAACGCAAAAACGUGCCCGAAACCUGGCCCACAAGUGGAAGAAUUGAGUUCCAAUCAGUCUUCAUGCAGUACUCUCCUGACGAUCCCUUUGUUUUGAAAAACCUGACUUUUGUGAUCAAUUCGAAGGAAAAAAUCGGGAUUGUUGGGCGAACAGGAGCUGGAAAAUCGUCCAUCAUUUCGGCCCUUUUCCGCCUGGUGCCCACCGAAGGCAAUAUAAUAAUCGACGGUGUGGACAUUAACGAAAUCUCCUUGCACUGCUUGAGGUCCAACAUCUCGAUCAUCCCGCAGGAACCGAUCCUUUUUUCGGGGACUUUGCGCAAGAAUCUGGACCCCUUCGACGAAUACAGUGACGAACAGCUUUGGAAAGCUCUAGACGAGGUUAAGUUGAAAGCCCUCGUUUCGGAACAACCCUCAGGAUUGGCGAGCAAUGUGUCGGAAGGCGGGUCGAAUUUCAGUGUGGGCCAGAGACAGUUGCUUUGCCUUGCCAGAGCGGUUAUUCGGAAUAACGUCAUUCUGGUGCUGGACGAAGCCACGGCGAACGUCGACCCACAAACCGACGAACUGAUCCAGAACACGAUCAGGAGGAAGUUCAAGGAAUGCACCGUCUUGACCAUCGCACACAGACUUCAUACGGUGAUGGAUUCGGACAAGAUUUUGGUCAUGAGUGGAGGACGAGCUGUAGAAUUUGAUGAGCCGUACUCUCUUUUGCAGAAAACGGACGGAGUGUUUUACGGAUUGGUGCAGCAAACGGGGAAAGGAAUGGCCGAGAAUUUGAUGAAUAUUGCAAACAAGAAUAGAGAAUACACCACAGAAACGGAUUCAUAAAUCAAUUAAACCCAAUUGGACAAACUUGUUUUUGUUAAUAAAUUAUUGUGAUCGAA